GAAAGAGGUUCCGCGUACCCGAGGCUCUGCCCGGUGAGGGGCUGGGCGUGUUUCCCGCGUUCCUGGGAAUCGCUCCGUGUCUUUGUGUCCCAAGGAGUCGGCUGGGUGGGAGCCGCACUUUAAAAAAUACUCCGAACGUCUUUCCUUCCUGCGGGACGUAGGAUGUGUCGCAAGGAUCGCCGGAGUCUCGGCGUUGGGUUUGGUUGUUAACGUGCUUCUGGUGCUCGGGACGAGGAGAUCGGUUUGCUUCCUGGGGGAAGGUGUGAUCGCUGUAGGGAGCAGAGCGCUGUGCCGUGCUGCGGGUUGGGAAGUCAGAAUUAUUUAGCGACCGCAGUUCUGUAGGCAUUUUGUUCUGAUGUGUGUGCAGUGUUUCUGACCUUAGGACAAAAUUAAACAGAUCAGUUAAAGCCGAAGUUUGAAAAGCAUCUGGAGAGAGUUCAGGGUGCGGGUUGCAUGAAAGGUGUAGAGCUUAAUUUUGCAGACUGUAAUUUGGCACGGUCGGAAUAUGGGAAUAUACAGAACAAGAGGCAUGUUAGACUGUAACAGAACAGGCUGUUCAUCAGCUGAGUGCUGGGGUAAAAGAAGGCCUCACAGGCUCGUGGUGUGAAAGAUCCUGUCAGGUUUAUGCUUCAAAGCAGAAGCAUGCUUCUAUAUCUGCAACAAAACCCUUCAGGUCUGCUCCAUUGUGUUUUCAGUAUAUAUGACCAUAUACAGCAUCAGUGGUCUGUCAGCCUGUACACAGGUAUUGGUGCAUUUAGUAAAGUGUGGCCUAAAGCAAUCCGAAGUGAAGCAGGUAGCUGGUUUUGAGCCUGUUGACUCUGAUGUGCCUUCGAGGCAAGAGGUGGAAUUUGUGCUUAAGUUUGUCAAAAUGUCUCUGGAAUGGGAAGCAUUUCUUACCAAGUCCUUGUCGAGCUGUAAAUAGUUCUGUCAUGUGAUGCUGAUAAUUCUUUAGGGCUCUGCAUUUGUUUUUCAAUCCCAUUCCAGAGUUACUUUUUUGCCUUAGUUAAAUGAGUUCUCCUGAGUCAGUAAGGUAGCAGCUUCGUAGGAGAUGUGAUGUUGCUUUUGCUGUUAGUGCAGUUUGGUUCCAUUUUCAGAGCAAGUAAAUACUAUACAGGUAAGCACAAGGUGACUUUUCUGCAACUGCUUCUGCUCCCAUAGAAAGGGAAAUAAAAUAAAUCUGAACAAUUUAGUGCAAAGCAGUGCUGCCAUAACUGUUAACAUGUAGAGUUACACUGCGGUAACUGUGGCAGCAUCCUACAGGGUUGCUUUUUUUACCAAGGCAGGAAAGGAGUUGAUGUAUACUCAGAUAAGCAGGGCAACUCCUUAAGGUUUACAAGUUUGGGCCUGAAAGAAAAACUCUGAUGUGUUUGUGGUCUUCCUUUGAGAUCACAGCAUUGCUACUGGCUUCUUAGGGGUUCUUGGAAGUCCUUUGCUGAGUUCAGACCUGCAACCGUAGUCAUUUUUCCUUCAUUUUUUGUGCCCCUCCUGAUUGUUGGCUACUGACUUAUUGCCAGGACCAAUAGAGAGUACCUUGUGAGGGACUCUUUUCUGGGACUGUUCUGGUCAGUGGUGGCAGAAGCUGCUCAUAGGAGCCAUCACUUGGAUGCCUGCUGGAAUCCAGACAGCUGGGAUGCUUUUUUCACAAUGGGUCAGCCCUGGAAGACCCCUUUUGACAGCACAGAUUGGAAUUGCAGCAGGAAGAAGCCCACACAUGUGACAGUGAACUGCUGGUUUUGUAAUCAGGACACAGUGGUGCCGUAUGGGAAUCGCAACUGCUGGGACUGCCCCAACUGCGAGCAGUACAAUGGCUUCCAGGAGAAUGGAGACUACAACAAGCCCAUCCCCGCUCAGUACAUGGAACACCUUAACCAUGUUGUUUCAGGUGCUACAACUUUCUGUGAUCCCACCAAACCACAGCAGUGGGUGAGCAGCCAAAUUCUGCUUUGCAAGAAAUGCAACAACCAUCAAACUACAAAGAUCAAACAGCUCGCUUCAUUCUCACCGAGGGAGGAGGGCAAAUAUGAUGAGGAGAUUGAGGUGUAUAAGCACCAUCUGGAGCAGACCUACAAACUGUGUCGUCCAUGCCAGGCUGCUGUGGAAUAUUACAUAAAGCAUCAGAAUCGGCAGCUGCGGGCUCUGCUGCUCAGCCACCACUUCAAACGCCGUGAGACAGACAAGACCUAUACUCAGAAUUUGUGUUCAUCUUCCUCCACUACUUCCAUAACUACACCAGCUCAGGUGAUAUUUCUGCGGUUCUUGGCCUUCCUCAGCUGUGCAUUCCUGGUUCUGUUGGCCUUGUAUGGAUCAGGCGACCCCUUCUCGCUCAAUGCUGCAGUCCCUGCUCCUGUCUCUUCUAGUCCAGCAUCUGUUCAGAACAGGACUGGCACCAGCUCACAUGCAGACUUGGGAAAUGACACUUCCAUAACGGUGGCAGGCUGGCAGGAGCUGCUCCACAUGCUCCCAGAACAGAUGGUGGAGAACCUGAGCGCUGCAUGGGAUUACGGGAAGAAUCAUCAGAUGGCAGUUGCUGUUCUUGGGUUGUUCACCUGCCUGCUAGCAAUGUUCUUGGCUGGGCGGAUCAGGCUCCGAAGAAUUGAUGCAUUUGCUUCAGUCUUGUGGUUCAUAGUGAUGAGCCUGCAUUUAGCUGAGAGGUACCUGAAGAUGGAAACACCCAGCUGGCUAGAUACGGCCAAAUUUGGCACCACGUCCCUAUGCUGCUUGGUGGGCUUCACUGCAGCAGUGGCAACGCGGAAAUCAACGGGCCAGCGGAGAUACCGGCCCCGAAGGUACUUCUCCGGGGAUUCAUUCACUCUGUUUCCCAAUGGCACUGGGGCUGGCUUCCCUUCCUCUACUACGUCUCUCUUUGUCCCAACACCACCCAGUAUUCUCCAGCUGACAAACCAGCAGCUCUUCAGGUCCCCACGCAGAACUUCUUCUUCCUCUCUUCCUGGACGUCUCAACAGAGCACUCUCUCUGGGUACCAUCCCCUCCUUGGCCAGAGCAGAUUCUGGCUACUUGUUCAGUGGAAGUCGACCGGCCUCGCAGUCAUCUCAGUCCAAGGAAUCUCCCACAUCAGAGCACUUCUCCCUGCUGUCAGCCAGCUGUGCUCCCUCACGCAUCCCCUCUCCAGCACCAUCAGUGGCUGGCUCUGUGACUUCCAGCUCAGGUUCCUUGCGGUACCGCCGGCCACUCAUCAGCCCUGCCCGACUGAACCUGAAAGGACAGAAGCUGCUGCUUUUCCCAUCUCAGAAUGAGGCCCUGCUCACCCCAACCAGCUCAGAGGCGCACACCCACUCAGACAGCAACAUCUUUACAACUGAGCUGUCCUCGUUUCCGAAAAAGAACCUCAGCGAGCGGGGAAUGCAUGAUAUGAGAUCUGCCGUGGAAGGAGGCAGUGUUUGCAGCAAUAAUUCCAUCAGAAAGGAGGAUCACUCAUCACACUCAUCUACCUGUGUGGUAGAUACAACUACCAAAGGGGAAGAUUUGGUGGGCUGGAGAGGUCAUUUUGGUAACUCCGCUCUCCGAGGUCUGCUGGCAGUGAGUCUGACUCUCAAUGCUAUCUUCACAUCAGCCUAUGUCUACCGGAGCCUGCGCUGAUUUGUGCCAGCACUUCCUUUCUUACUGGUCCCACCUGCUUCCAAGAAGACUCCUUGACCAGAUGAAUUCAACCACGGUUUCAUCUCUAAUAGCCGUGCCACUGGUGCAUGCUGUUGGUUUUCUUUGUUUUGUGUUUUUAUAACGACUGUUUAGUCAGCUGUCAUGACAAGGAACCCUAUUGGCUGCUGCCAUCACUUCCAGGAUUGUCCCUGGAGCUGAGCAGAACUCUCAGAAAGCCCUAGUUCAAAGCCAGAGGCUGUUCAAAUGUUCCAUACGCUUUCUUUCAAAUGAACUGAUCUGAGACAUGAGCCUGAAAAGGUGUAAGCUGCACUGUAAGGAAUGUCCCCCCAGCUCUUUGUCCUGACAUACUAACCUCAUGCUGACGGUGCUGUUAAAACUAGAAUUAGAACAAAUGAGCUGAGGAGGACACAGCAUAGUAGUUGGUGCUGGGCUUUGUCUACAGUAACAGCAUUCUCAGCCUCUUUGGUCAGUGGUUCCUCUUUUCCCUUUCCUUUGACACUCUCUUCUCAAUUAUCCAUGAACUUUUCUUUGGUUGUCUUAAGCUUGCCUGAUCACAUUGGUUACCCUGACUGCUCUGUCAUAUUUCUUGCAUCCUAUAUGACCGUGUGCUUCCACCCAGGCUCUGCCCUGAGGCUACUCUCACCAACUCCCAUUCUGAUCUUCUUGGUUCCCAGAAACUUCUCUGGUGCAUACCUCCAACCAGUGCUGUUGUAGGGAUGUACAAAUCCAAAACAGGCAUCCUUUUGUGGUCUGCAUUAGAAAGACAAAACCUAGAUUUUAUUUUGUGUAGGAGACAUUAAUUCUGUUGUAAUAAGAAGGGAUCCCCACUUGAAGGGCUUUAGCUCCCAACUCCAGCUGUGGUGUUUUCACUGAAGCAGGAGUUGCAUAGCUUGUUCUUGCUGUAAAUUGCAUGUAUCUGCUGGGAGGUACUUGAGGAGCUGUCUGACUGUAUGCGUUGUGUUAAACUGGCUCCUCUAUCUGAUACUGGGAUUUGCAAAGUAAUUAUUUAAGAUAUUUCAUAAAUAAAUACCACGGUGCUCUUAGUGAGAGAUGCCAGAGCUGCUUCUGGACAGUGCAGCUUUCUGGAAAGAUAGUUUUUCUAACCCAAAGAAAGUAGCGUUAGGUUCUCAAAAGCAGCUUAUAAUUUGAGUGCUUCCACUUCUGAGUGAGUCAUCAGCAUGACUUAGAGUUCAGGGGCCAUGUAGAGCAUCAUGCUGAGCACUCAAAAUUGUUUAAUACAAAAAAAACACAAAAAAACAAUCUUUAUGCCUUGAUUCUUAAAUCCCAAAUACAGAGAGGAGAACUACCAACAUGCCAAGGAUACCUGGUGAAAAGACAGCCAACUGGCAUAUUAGCUGUGUAUUUUCUGAAACAGGACUCACACUGUUAAGAGGUUUUUUUUUAUUGUCUCUUCCUUUGGUCUCCUUUACCUCAAACAUCCUUUCUCUUUCCUUUCUCUUCAUCCCAUUGUCCUGUGUUUGCAUCUUGAAUUACAGUUAACCUUCCUGUGUCUUCCUCUUGGUCCUGAUUUUGUUCCCUUUAUUGCACUCUUGCACGUGCACAGAAACACAGCAUCCCUCUGCUGAUAAUUCUCUGCCCUACCCUGAAAUUCACACCCUGGAGUGAUGAUCACCCUUCCUUUCACAUAAUUUUUUUACUUGCAUGUUUUAUUGAGAUCCUACCACAGCCUCACUUAGUCCCUCACAUGAGCCAGGCCCUUACCAUGUAACAAAGUGAGCAGGGCUUUAGUGCUGCUGAUUCAAGCUCUGCAAAAUUAAACCUCUCUUUGUCUCUUCCAUUUCUUCCUGCACUGUUUUAGCAGCCCACUUCCAGCCACUGCUCCCCAUCCUCCCUUGUUAGUGAGGCUAGUUGCUGCCUACUCUGCAUCUUACAUGCAGAGGACAGACCUCUGGCCAUGCACUCAUUGAGAGACUGCAGAGACCUGAGUGCCAGCACCCCUGUGCAGAGGUGUAGAUCCAGGAUGAAUACCUGCAGCACAAAUAACUGGAUGUGCUGCGGGUUGAUGGUUAAUUCUUUUGUAACUUGCAUGAAUUGUUACUUAUAGCUGAACCUGACCCACAGCGUUGCUGUUAUGAGCUUUUUAUCCCCUUUAUAGACUUGUGCAGGCUCACACAAGCAUGUGUAUAGGAAAGAUGCUAGCAAACCAACAUAGAAGCUGCUCCUUAGACCUGUGCUGUUUGCAUUUGAUGUUGUCCAGGUGUAAUGUGUGACAUCCCAUUUGUGGAUCCUUGUCCUGACUUCCAGCAUACCCAGGGGCUGCCUAUGCAGAGACAAGCCUGCCAGAAAAUACAGUGGUUUUGCUUUUUAUUAUGCUGACAGAAGUGCACUGUGACUUCAUGUAUGCAAACUUCCUACUUUCACCUCCCAGUCUGCGCUGAGUUCAUUUACCAUCACACUCACCUGGGGCCCAAGUUGGUCUCUGUCUCUACCAGAUUGCAAUAUAGAAAUUCCCCUCCUUUCCAGCAACGAAGGAGCUGCACCCUCUGAAUGCACCUCUUGUUGCCCAGAGCAGGAACGCUUUAAGCUGUUACUGCACUUCUGAAUCCACUCACUGAAGCUGUUCUUAGAUGAGCAUUUGGAGACCUUGUCCAAAGCAAUAUAAAGACUUUGGAUUUUAUUGCUGAAGAGGGAAGACAACCAACUUUCUCAUUCUGGUGCUAGAAUACUCUCCAGUGGUGCUUUCACAGAUGUGAAGCCUUUGCUUGAGUAGUACACAAGAGUAUAUGUGUGUAUGUGUGUGUGUGCAUAUGUAUGACAACAUUUGGAGGGUUUCUUCAUUUUGAAAGAUCUGAACCCACGUUUGUCUUUAUAUUGUUGGCCUUAAUCUAGCUCCUAGAUACUGUGUCUAUCUUGCUGCUGUUUUCUGUAUGAAGCUGGUUUGGAGGAGAGGAAAGAUCAUCUGGUUCCCCUGUAAAAUAUUGUUGACUGGUGAUGCUGAUCUUCAUACAGUGUUGUUUGGGGGUGAAAUUUUAUUUUUCUAAUGUUUUUCCUACUGUAAAAAACUGUUGGAGUGUUUGGAACUGAAAAGAUCGUUAUGAAAUGGACUGUCUGAUAAAGAUUUUAGUGCUACUUAAUAAAAACCACAAUCAAUCUUAAGGUGGAACAUAAAUGAGCUCCAUUUCCAUUCUCUGCCUUCCUCGGAACAUUGUACUUCUUUGGGUGUGGGCUUGUUAGUUAUGUUAUGAGACUUGGCGAAGACUUUUAAUGAUUUUGUUGUUCUGAAUUAGGAAGGAUUUGGAUUCUAGAACCUUGUUCCAGUUCUGCAGCCUGGGUUCGGUUUGGCAGAUGCCAUAGAUGUUAUCCACACACCUAUUUGAUGGGAUGGAUGGAACGAGUUGCUGAUUUCUGAAAGUCAUCACAUCUUUUACCUAAAAGCUUAGACAUGAAGUUGGUCACUGUGGCAAUGUGGUAAAACUUAUUGCUGGCAUCCAUAGGCCAGAUUCACUGGAAUUUUGCCUGUCUGCUCAAGCAACAAAUUCAGCUUGUGAAUGUUUUGUUCUCACUCUCUUCUUGGGUAGUGGGAACAUCUUUAAAUGCUGCUGAACUGCCUGGGUUCCUUUAAACAAGGCAGCUGAAAUGGAGGGCUUGCGUUGCCUGUGGAUGCUGCUAUCUUCUUUUUCUUCCAAGUACCAUUCCAGGAAAUAACUGUGGUCUUAACCUCUAUCACACACAUCUGUUAGAAGGCUACAAAGGGCCAGUUUGGCCAGUGAGAGUUAAAUUUUAUUUAUAUAUAUAUAUACAUACACACACGUGUGUGUAUGUAUAUAUGUACGUGAAUAUAUGCACAUUGCAACAGAGAGUAAUCAUCACUGUUUUGAAUGGAAUUGGUAUCUAGAGAGGGUGUGGAGGACAAUUUUGAGUCCUAAACUUUAUUUCCUGUGACAGAAACGCUGUAUGUCUUGUAUGUGUACUUGUUUGGGGAGCUCUGACACUGUACAGUUUAGUUAAAUUGUACUCCAGGGGGAGAAACUGUUCCUCGGAGGUUUUUAGUUCAUACUUUGUGUUUAAAGAGGAAUAUUUUUCUUUAAAAAAUAAAAAUGGAAAAAAUUUUCACCUUAUA
This is a messenger RNA of Lagopus muta (rock ptarmigan), 7699 nucleotides long. It is a transcript of the gene TMEM201, whose product is annotated as transmembrane protein 201. Gene Ontology annotation, molecular function: lamin binding; actin filament binding. Bases 1645 to 3597 code for a protein of 650 amino acids. The record is from RefSeq and is a predicted model, not a curated record. The transcript has 11 exons. NCBI's taxonomy places the organism in Eukaryota, Metazoa, Chordata, Aves, Galliformes, Phasianidae. Gene Ontology annotation, biological process: nuclear migration along microtubule. Gene Ontology annotation, cellular component: nuclear inner membrane.